AUGUUCUCUCGACAAGUCCUCCGUGCCGCCCGCGUCGCUGCCCCCCAGCGAGCCGUGACGCUGCGUGCGGCUCCUGUGCGGUCUUUUGCUGCUGCCACGGCUGCCGAUAGCCAGCCCCCGAUUGCUGUGUUUGGUCUCGACGGCACCUAUGCUUCUGCUCUGUACACUGCCGCCGCCAAAUCCUCCAGCCUCGAUCCCACCGCCAAGGCCCUCAGCGCCCUGAACGCCAUUGUCGAGAAGGACGCCAAGCUGGCCGAGAUUCUGUCCGCCCCUACCCUUACCCCCCAGGACAAGUCUGCCAUUGUCGCUGAGCUGGCCAAGCAGGCUGGUGCUGGUGGCGAGACCGUCAAGAACUUCCUCGCUACCCUCGCCGAGAACAACCGCCUGAAUCUCCUCAAGGGCGUUUGCGAGAAGUUUGGUGCCAUUAUGAGCGCCGCCCGUGGAGAGGUUGAGCUCAAGGUCACCAGUGCCCAGCCCCUUGACAACAAGACCCUCUCCCGCCUGGAAACCGCCGUCUCCAAGUCCCAGUACGUCGGCCAAGGCAAGAAGCUCAAGGUGACCAACGAAGUCAACUCAGACAUCAUCGGCGGCCUUGUCGUCGAGGUCGGCGACCGCACCAUCGACCUGAGCGUGUCUUCGCGCAUCGCCAAGAUGAACAAGCUCCUUACCGAUACUCUGUAA
This is a messenger RNA of Pochonia chlamydosporia 170, 681 nucleotides long. Its product is annotated as ATP synthase subunit 5. Lineage: Eukaryota; Fungi; Ascomycota; Sordariomycetes; Hypocreales; Clavicipitaceae. Gene Ontology annotation, molecular function: proton-transporting ATP synthase activity, rotational mechanism. Gene Ontology annotation, cellular component: membrane. The record is from RefSeq and is a predicted model, not a curated record. Gene Ontology annotation, biological process: proton motive force-driven mitochondrial ATP synthesis. The transcript has 3 exons. Bases 1 to 681 code for a protein of 226 amino acids.